Molecule: messenger RNA, 6393 nt
Organism: Cavenderia fasciculata
Lineage: Eukaryota; Evosea; Eumycetozoa; Acytosteliales; Cavenderiaceae
Exons: 12
Coding region: 1-6393 (2130 amino acids)
Biological process (GO): signal transduction
Cellular component (GO): cytoplasm; nucleotide-activated protein kinase complex; nucleus
Molecular function (GO): protein kinase binding
Source: RefSeq, a predicted model, not a curated record
AUGGGUAUAACAUCAUCGACUGAACAAAAAGAUAGUCAGUAUGCAAACCAACAGUCGACUACUGGAAGAGGUAGAAGUUCAUCAACAAACUCUUCUCCAAUGUCAACAGGAUUGAAUACAAGACAACAACAACAACAGCAGCCACAACAACAAACACAAUAUCACCAUGUACCUCCACCUUCACCCAAUACGAUUGGAGCAGGUAAUAAUUCUCGGUACUCUCCUAUACCAAGCUUUACAAGUAGUGGAAGCAAACAGAUACAACAGAAUCCUAUCAAAUCACCUAAUCAACAGAGUCAACAACAACAACAACACCCUUCAUCCUAUACAGCCACCACUUCAACCUCCAAGUCACAAUACUCCUCAAGUCAUACUCCAUCUACAAAUACCACUCCAAAUAGAUUCAUUCCUAUGGGAUCAACUCCUGCAACCUCUGAAUUUAAUGUAUUAAUGUCACCACCAUCAUCACCAUUAUCGGGAUCGAUUGGUAUACCAAAUACACAAGAAGUGGUACCAACAGUAUUUACAUGGGCUGGUGGAGGCAAGGAAGUCUUUAUUGCAGGUUCAUUCAACAAUUGGAAGGAAAAGAUACCAUUGUCACACAGCGAGAAAGAUUUUACUCUUAUUUAUAACCUUCCACCUGGAGUACAUCAAUACAAGUUUAUCGUCGAUGGCAAAUGGGUACAUUCAUCUGAACAACCAGUUGCUGCCGACACUAAAGGCAACUUGAUUAAUUUCGUUGAAGUCAAAUCAAAAGAUAUAUCAAAUGAAUUGAGUAAUUUUAAAAUUUCAUCAACACCACCAGGAUCAUAUAGUAAAAAUGUACCAGAGGAAGAAUUUCAAAAGAUUCCUCCACCAUCUUUACCAGCACAUCUUCGUCGAGCACUUUUAAAUACUCAACCAUCCACCGAGGAUCCAACUCUUCUUCCACUUCCCCAUCAUGUUAUGCUCAAUCAUCUCUAUUCACUUCCACGAAAGGAUAAGGUAACCAUUCUAGGUGUAACACAUCGAUACAAGACCAAGUUUGUUACCACUGUACUUUAUAAACCUGUUCAUGAACCAACUGAAACAGAGGAACCCGAUGACCUCGAGUUAUUAAGAAAAGAAGAGAAUAGAGAUUUAUUCAGAUUAGUAACCGAUAGUAAAGCUCAAUGGAUUUAUGAAGUAGAGUACGCAGGUGCAGGAUGUACAGGUUUAAUUAAUAGAGUGACAGCAUUUUAUGAUGGACAGUGUUAUGCUGGUGGUUCCGAUUUUUGGUGGUACUCUACAUCUGGUGGAACUCCAACCUUUAGAAUCUCAUCAGGCGGUUGUUUUGCAGCUGCUCAAUACACCUUUCCCUAUACAUUCAACGCAUGUAAUAGUGGAAACAUGAUGGUCAUAGCACGUACCGUACCACCCAUUCCAAUGACCGGAGCACUUGGUUUCGAACGAAUUUCAUCUCCAAACCCAUCGGCCGAUUGUCUAAACUUCCAAAACGAAAGAAACAUUGAUAGAAUAGGUGCAUGUGUCAUGUUACCAUCCAACAGAGGUGCAGGUAUCUACACCAAGGCAAUUGCCAGCCCUAAUAUCGGAUUUGGAUUUUUUUAUGUCAAUUGUCCUACUAUUAUGGGUUCCACCCUUUUUACUUCACCAAUGACUUGCUCAAGUGUCGAUGGCGGGUUCACCUAUGGACAGGUGUUCCCAGCACUGUCUAUAUCCUCAGUUGCCGCAUCCAAUACUCUUACCGAUGUCUCAUUGAAUGGUUUCUCGUCGAAUAUUGGUGGCUCCACCUUUUUCUAUACUGCCAUGCUCAGUUGUCCAGCCGGUCAAUUCCCAAUGUCCGUCACGAUCAACCCCGCCACACCAACCGCCGCCAUUGCCAUCCCUGCAGCCACCAGAGGUCAGAGUUGCGUAGUCGUUGUAUCCGCCAAUGGAGACCCAAUAAUGUCAGGUGUUGGUGUAUCAGGUCAAUCAGCUGCCUUUACCAUUCCACUUCUUGCAUCAAUGUCAUCAUUAACACCAGGAACUGUGACGACUAGAACCAUUUCAUUUAGUUAUUCAAGUAGUACCGGUGGUACUUAUACAGUGACUGUUGGUGGUAACACUUAUCCUGGGUGUUCAGCUACAACUACUUGUACUGCUACUGGUUUGACUCCAAACACACUAUAUACUGUCAGUGUUACCGUCACCAAUGCUGGAACGACCUCUGCACCUUUAAGUUAUUCCGCAACCACAGUCAAUGUUAUUACAACCCCGUCGAUCGCAAUCACUGGUCAGACAAGCACAUCGAUCUCUGUAUCGUACCCCGUAACCCGUGGUUAUGGAGCAACAACCUACCAACUCAGACUCAACACAGUCGUUCAAGCUUCAUGUACAACUUCAUCAUGCACACUCUCUGGUCUUGUCUAUGGAACUGUGUAUACUAUUUCAGUGACUGCAACCAAUGAUGGUUAUUCUGCUACUUCACUUGAUUCAGUUACAAACUUUUGGACUUUACCAACAAUCGGAGCAGUUAAUAUAUUAAAUUAUGGAACUACAUGGGUAUCAUUUGGUUAUUCAUCAAAUAAUGGAAGAGUAAUUGGUGCCAAUACUUUUGCAAUUCGUGUUAAUGGAGUUCUAAGCUCCAACGCUACUUGUUCAUCAUCUACUAGUUGUUAUGUAGGUGGAUUGACAGCAGGUUCAACACCAUCGAUUAGUAUCCUCUCUACCAAUAAUGGAGAAACAUCAGCCACACCAGGUACAGCAAGUCAAAAACUUUACAACAGUGUCAACACUCUUACAGUGACACCAUCACUACAAACCAGUUCAUCAUUUAGAGUAUCAUAUUCAAGUUUAGAAGGUAUCCCAGGUCAAACAUCCUACCAAAUUUUAAUUGAUGGAGCUUCCAAUCCAAAUUGUCCAACUACUACUACUCAAGGUGGUUGUACAUUGACAUCCAUGGCCUCUAAAACCUACAAUGCUACAGUCACUGCAACAAAUGAUGGUCUAGUACUCGUAAAAACUAUUAUGGUUCUUGUUACUGAUUUCCCAACAAUGAAUCCAAUAGUAUUGGGUGCAAUAGGUACAACAUGGGUUGAAUUUACUUAUUCUUCUAAUGGUGGUACAGCUGGAGGUAACUCUUAUACAGUUAAUGUUGCUGGAUCAGAUAUCGCAACAGCAUCAUGUAAACAAGGACCAUAUUGUAAGGUCAUUGGAUUGGCACCUGGAUCUUCACCAGCCAUUUCAAUUUAUGUUACCAACAAUGGAGAGAAUUCCAUUCCCGCUUCGAAAACUGCUACUUUGUAUCAACCAACAUCAACCCCAACCAUCACUCUAACAAGGGUGUCUACAUCGACACUUAGUAUUUCAUGGGUCGAGCAUAAUGGUGUUCCAGGACAAUCAUUAUUUGAUGUUUUAGUAAAUGGAACAAACAUUUGCACCAACAUUGCCACUACCACUUGUCAAUAUAAUUCGGUCGUUGAUGGAAUAUAUUACAACAUUACAACUAUUGUUAAAAAUGAUAACUUUGUAUCAUCAAAUUCAACAACCUAUUUUUAUCCUCUCGCAAUAAUGUCAUCAUUAACACCAGGAACUGUGACGACUAGAACCAUUUCAUUUAGUUAUUCAAGUAGUACCGGUGGUACCUAUACAGUGACUGUUGGUGGUAACACUUAUACUGGAUGCUCAGCUACAACUACUUGUACUGCUACUGGUUUGACUCCAAACACACUAUAUACUGUCAGUGUCCUUGUAACAAAUGCUGGAACAGUCUCUUCUCCAUUGACUUAUUCCGCAACCACAGUCAAUGUUAUUACAACCCCGUCGAUCGCAAUCACUGGUCAGACAAGCACAUCGAUCUCUGUAUCGUACCCCGUAACCCGUGGUUAUGGAGCAACAACCUACCAACUCAGACUCAAUACCGUAGUUCAAGCUUCAUGUACAACUUCAUCAUGCACACUCUUCGGUCUUGUCUAUGGAACUGUUUAUACUAUUUCAGUGACUGCAACCAAUGAUGGUUAUUCUGCUACUUCACUUGAUUCGGUUACAAACUUUUGGACUUUACCAACAAUGGGAGCAGUUAAUAUAUUAAAUUAUGGAACUACAUGGGUAUCUUUUAGUUAUUCGUCAAAUAAUGGAAGAGUAAUUGAUGACAAUACCUUUGCAAUUCGGGUCAAUGGAGUAUUGAGUACCAACACUACUUGUUCUACUUCAACCAAUUGUUAUGUUGGUGGAUUGACAGCAGGUUCAACACCAUCGAUUAGUAUCCUCUCUACCAAUAAUGGAGAAACAUCAGCCACACCAGGUACAGCAAGUCAAAAACUUUACAACAGUGUCAACACUCUUACAGUGACACCAUCACUACAAACAAGUUCAUCAUUUAGAGUAUCCUAUUCAAGUUUAGAAGGUAUCCCAGGUCAAACAUCCUAUCUACUUUUAAUUGAUGGAGUUUCCAAUCCAAAUUGUCCAACCACUGAAGGUGGUUGUACAUUGACAUCCAUGAUCCCUAAAACCUAUAAUGCUACAGUCACUGCAACAAAUGAUGGUUUAGUACUCGUAAAAACUAUUAUGGUUCUUGUUACUAAUUUCCCAACAAUGAAUCCAAUCGAAAUAGGGGCAAUAGGUACAACAUGGGUUGAAUUUAAUUAUUCAUCUAUUGGUGGUACAUCAGGAGGUAAUUCUUAUACAAUUAAUGUUGCUGGAUCAGAUAUCGCAACAGCAUCAUGUAAACAAGGACCAUAUUGUAAGGUCAUUGGAUUGGCACCUGGAUCUUCACCAGCCAUUUCAAUUUAUGUUACCAACAAUGGAGAGGAUUCAGAUACCGUAUCUGAAACUCCUACUUUGUAUCAACCAACAUCAACACCAACCAUCACUCUAUCAAGAGUAUCAGAAUCAGUUCUUAAUAUUUCAUGGGUCGAGCAUAAUGGUGUUCCUGGCCAAUCAUUAUUUGAUGUUUUAGUAAAUGGAACAAACAUUUGUACCGACAUUGCAGUUUCUAAUUGUUUAUACAAUUCAGUUGUUGAUGGAGAAUAUUUCAACAUUACAAUUAUUGUUAAAAAUGAUAACUUUGAAUCAUCAAACUCAACCAUCUAUUAUUCUCAUCCUCCAACAACAUCUGUUAUAGUAACAGCAAUUGGAGAAACCCAAUCGAUUUAUAUAAAUUGGACAGAAUCAAGUGGAGGUGUACCAGGUGAAACAAAAUACAAUGUAUUCAUGUCUGUUGACAAUGAUCAUUGGGCUAAUGUUUGUCUUGGUAGUUUGUUGAACUUUUCAUGUUUGGUUGAUGACCUGCCAGACAAUACAUUCUACUAUGUUAUGGUGACUGUCGAAAAUACAGACUUUGAAGUAUUACAAACAGUGGCCAAUGCUACAACUCUACCUUUUAACGGUACUAAUCCAUGUAGAUCAAACACAACAUCAACCGUUGAUUGUUCAGGUCAUGGAACUUGCCCUAAUCAAGAAUGUCUUUGUGCUGAUGGCUGGGAUGGUCGAUAUUGUGAAGUUCCAACCGAUGGUGGAGGAGAUGGUGGAGGAGGUGUGAUCAUUACACCAAAUCCAUCAAACCCAGGUAUUGAUAUUGAUAAAGGAGGUGUAAAGUAUUCAUUCACAAUUAACAAAUUAUUGGAACGUGAUUUGGAUAUGAAUGUGACCAAGGUAUUACAUUUGACAUCACUCACAUGGCAACCAGUCCAACAACUCAACACGACACUUGUACAUCCAACCAACAAUGGCUCGGUGAUCAGACGAUCAUGGACGUACACAGCCAUCAAUGCAACCAACUAUGCUGCCAAGAUCAACAUUACCUUUAUCCAACUCGAAGCAAUCCCAAAUGUAACCAUUGGAGAUUCGUAUCCAAUUACUUUUGCAGGUGACCAAUUCCACCUCAAGAUUGGAUCAUUCAAGUAUUCAAUGGAGAUGUCAAAAUGGAAUUUCGGUAGUUUGUUAUCGACCCUAGAGUUGUGGACCAGUAUCAAUGCACCAGUAGAAGAGUGUGGUGGUGUUAAUAGUCCCGUUGAAAUGGUCAAUGGUACAAAAUCCAACUUUAUCAAUGUUGGACAGGCCAAUGGCAAACUUUUGUACGGACGACUAGUCAACAGAGUCAUGUUGGAUUCAAUCCCUCGCGCAGUCGGUCACUACAUCUUGCAAGAGUCCCCCACCAAUACCUCUCUUGUCACAGCCAUCCCAUACUUUGGCAACCAAGUCGAGAUUGAUCCAAACUUUUCAAUGUUACUUGACACUGCCAAAUUAUCGGAACAACAAGACAAGUGCUCCAAAUCCGACGACCCCUGGCGUAUCAUUGUCGGUUGUGUAGUUGGUGGUGCAGCUGUCGCAACUGCUGUAACUGCUGGAACACUGUUAUACAAAAGAAAACUUCGUAUUCAAAAACAAGAAACAACUUUAGCUAAAAAACUAUCAGCCAUUAAUAAUGGUAGAUAA